This is a messenger RNA of Thyridium curvatum, 294 nucleotides long. RefSeq lists its product as uncharacterized. Lineage: Eukaryota; Fungi; Ascomycota; Sordariomycetes; Thyridiales; Thyridiaceae. The coding region runs from base 1 to 294 and encodes 97 amino acids. The record is from RefSeq and is a predicted model, not a curated record. The transcript has a single exon.
AUGGCGACCGUACGCGUCACAGAGGCAGAGAAGAACGAUGAAGAUUCACUCUUCUUUCAAGAAGAGCAGCGCAUCAUGAGCAUGACUCUCCAGGGUUGGCAUCAUGAGACCCUCUCUGCCGCCGCGGUAGGCUCUUCUGGCUUCUUCAUGCUUGAAGAUAAACUGCACGUCAAGUGCCCCUUCUGCAAGCUGGUGGCUGUCCCACAUGAUAAAAGCUUCGACCCGCACACAUACCACAUAGAGAAGCGUCCAAACUGUCGCUAUGUCAAGGGUUGGCUGAAGAAAAAACACUGA